AUGUUAGCAAUAUGUUGCAACAAAUUGCAUGUUGCAAAUAGAUUAGCAAUAUGUUGCAACAGAAGAGGUGAAGGUGAUGGUUGUUGUGGCAGCGACAGUGGAGGAGAAGGAGGUGGAACAAUUAGUGGUGGAGGAGAAAGUGGUGGUCGUGGAAGACGAAGAGAUGGUGGUGAUGGAGUAAGAAGAGGAAGAAUUUGUAGAGAUGGUGGUUUUUAUGUCGGCAACAAUGAAAGAGAAGGAGAUGGCAACGGUGGUGGUGGAGGAGGAAGUGGUGGUGGUAGAAGACAAGAAGGUGGUGUUAAUAGAGGAAGAAGAGGAGAAAUUGAUGAUAGUAAAGGUGGUGGCAACGGCUGUGACGGAGGCAGAAGGGAAAUAAUAGUGGCAGCAGAAGGGUAG
Molecule: messenger RNA, 396 nt
Organism: Solanum dulcamara
Lineage: Eukaryota; Viridiplantae; Streptophyta; Magnoliopsida; Solanales; Solanaceae
Exons: 2
Coding region: 1-396 (131 amino acids)
Source: RefSeq, a predicted model, not a curated record